AUGGCCUUUACAUCCCAGUACCGAAUGCCCGGUACCUACUUUGACGCACAACCCGCCGGAGUUCACCCUGGCGUCUUCCGACCACCCGCUUCCCCCUCCGCCGGUUCUUCCUACUGUUUCGCCAGAGCAAACAGCUACCACGCCGAAGCAAAUACACCGUCAGCUCAGGCAAAAAGGAAACGGCGCAUCAAUGCCUCCCGCGAGGCUACUCCGCUGAAUGAAUGGAACGAUGGCAACAUGAAUCUAGACAGCUCGAGCGAACUGCCAAGACACGAGACCCCUUUACCGAUCCGAGGAGCCCGAUACACCCUAGCUGGCCAGCUCGAGACACCUGGUGGCGGCAUCAACACGCCUUACGACAACGGUAACUUGGAUGAGAGCAUGUACUCAGACGGCGAUUAUCGAAGAGCCUUGGGAUCAAAACGACCACACGAAGAGAUGGAAUCGCCCGUUCCAGGCCAGCCGACUGUUCUGGUUCAGCCUAGCCAUCCAGUCGCCGGCGGCUGGAGCCGCUUUGCGUUCAACACUAUUGGUGGGGUCGUAGGCAAAGUCUGGGAAUUCUGCAAGGCGGGGGCCUUCAUCGGCUUCUCUGCUGGGGGUGGCAAGGCUUACACCAUUGAUGGCCAAAGCAUUCGUCCCUCUUCAGCUGCCACCUCAGGGUUGCCCACGCCUCAACCAGAAUCAUCCGAGAAGUUCAACGAAAAAUAUGAAUGGAGACAACAGCAAAGUCUCCAAAAUUUGGAUACUCCCGUCGGGGAUAUCACGCCGCCCGGAGGACACCCUCAGCCCCUCUUUACAUCGUAUGCCCGGGAGCCAGACCAAGCUCUGAACCCCGAACUAGAGCUUGAGGUCGAGGUCGAGGCUGAGGCCACACCUUCGCGACCCGCCGUAAAACGCCGACAGACGAGUGCUGGGAAUCAUGACGAGCUGCGAAACUGGGUUGUGGUGGACGAGUCAGCACCAGGCAAUAGGCCAGUUUCGAGGGCAUCGAUGCGGCCAGCAUCCCGCAAUAUGCGCCCUUCUCUGGUCACAGGCCGGAGGAUUAGUGUUCCCAAGCCUCGUCUCAGCUCGAUCCCGAUCCACAACCGCCGCCAAUCUACGGCCAGCCACGAAUACAAUACCCCGGACACCGCACCACUGUCAUAUCAGGAACCAGCAAGCUUUGCCAGUGUGAGAUCUCCGGAGCCGCCGAGGACCUUGACCGGGCCCUCGCCGAGCCGAAUCCCACUUCCCAUGCAGUCUGCCGGCUCGAGUCCGAACCCAUUCGCAAAGACGACCGUCUCGGCCCGGCGUCAGAGUGCCAUUCCGUCACCAGCACAAUCCUUGAUGAGCCCACCUAUACGCUCGCAUCGCCGCUCCAAUAGCAGUGCCUCAGCAGCGUCACCUCGUGGUAAACUCAAGGAGUUUGGGGUGGACUCUAUCCGCGCGAGCCCUCGGCUCGACGUGGAAGCCAAGAAGUUGGCAGCCAGACGAAUCAAGGACGAACAUGACACCGAUGCGCGGAUUAAUGAUUUCAACCAGAGGCUCAAGGAGAUGAUUCGCCAAGGCAGGGAGGCUCUUGGCACCAAGGUCGAAGUGGAUGACGAUGGUUGCGGCUGGGAGGACGACUGA
This is a messenger RNA of Colletotrichum fioriniae, 1611 nucleotides long. RefSeq lists its product as uncharacterized. The record is from RefSeq and is a predicted model, not a curated record. NCBI's taxonomy places the organism in Eukaryota, Fungi, Ascomycota, Sordariomycetes, Glomerellales, Glomerellaceae.